This is a messenger RNA of Sinocyclocheilus anshuiensis, 816 nucleotides long. RefSeq lists its product as uncharacterized. The record is from RefSeq and is a predicted model, not a curated record. The transcript is spliced from 4 exons. Bases 16 to 735 code for a protein of 239 amino acids. NCBI's taxonomy places the organism in Eukaryota, Metazoa, Chordata, Actinopteri, Cypriniformes, Cyprinidae.
AAACGGCCAGGGAAUAUGGUUAACGCUUUUGUUUUGUUCUGUUUGUGCUUGUGUCGUCUGGUUGAUGUGACCGAUGCAGUGAGGAGAAUAUCAGUGAUGAAGGGAAAUUCUGUCACUCUAAACACUGAUGUUACUGAAGUACAGAAAUAUUUGUUGAUACAGUGGAUGUUUGAAAGCACAAGAAUAGCUGAAUUUAACAGGCUUACGCAAACCAUCUCAACCUAUGAUAGUGCUGAUGGAAGAUUCAGAGACAGACUGAAACUGGGUCUGACUGGAUCUCUGACCAUCACAAACACCAGAACCACAGACUCUGGACUUUAUCAACUCACAAUUGGCGGCGAAGAGACCAAAUACAAGAGUUUUAAUGUUACAGUCUAUGAGACUCCACGAAAUUCUUUAUCAUCAGAAAGUUCAUCAAGCUCAAAUCGUGUGACAUCCAGCUCUGUGGUGAACAAUUCAACUGUCAAUCAAACUGAGAAUAACAACUAUACUGAACUCCAUCAGCCAAGUUCAGACAACAUCCACUGUUGUAGUUUCACUGAAGCUAUGAUCCGAUUGGUUCUCUCUGCUUUGUUGGGCGUGGCUACAGUUGCUGUGCUGGUUUAUGACAUCAGAUCAACACGAAGUGAACUGAUCAGAACAGAAGAGACUAAACAUUACCAUCAGACUCUUGUAAAAUCAGACCAACAGUAUGAAUUGAGCAGAAGGAUGAGUUCCAUAUAUGUCCAGAUAUAAAGCAAAACAUCAACUGAUGCUGUGCACCUUUCCUGUUCCUUGCACAGCUAUUAUAAGCUCUCAGUAUCCUUGAAAUGAAUA